CCGGAACUACGUUCUAGCAUUUACAGCUUACAGCUUUUAUAGACUGUCUAUGCUUACAGACUGCUUACAGACAGCAGUUGCGCUCCUUAUGAAAGACUGACGUUAGCAGCGCAUGACUAGCUAGUAGUUUAUUAAACCUCUAGGGACUGUGUCAUAUACUUACGUUAGCUAACAUUCGCAUCUUCAAACAAAUGAGAAACAUGAGCGCCUGUGUGGACAUAGCCUAACGUUAGCUUAGAUAGUGUUAGCUAGCUGUCACAGCUUUGUGGCCCCUGUCUGACACGCCAUCAUCAUCCUGAUCACCACCGGGGACAUCCUGCUGCCUGCGGACAGGUCUUGCAUGAGGUUGCCGUUUGAUCACUGAAGCAAUGGCCAGUCCUAAUGAUCUACAAUUCCAAGAGUUUGAGGAAGCGGCGGAGCUGUUGUCUGCGGACCCGGGGGCCUCCACGCUCAGCAUGUCUGCCUCAAACACCAGCACUCCAGCAGCAGCAACGGUAGGAGGGGAGGAUGUGAAACUAGACCUCUCGGAGGAUGAGGAGGGCCGGGAGGAGAGCUCAGAGCUAUUAGGAGGACAGAAACCAAGUGGUGGCUUCUGGACCUUUGAGUACUAUCAGUCCUUCUUCAACGUGGACACAGUGCAGGUUCUGGACAGAGUUAAGGGCUCAGUGAUGCCAUUACCUGGAAGAAACUUUGUCAAACACCACCUUAGGAGUAACCCAGAUCUGUAUGGUCCAUUCUGGAUCUGUGUGACUCUGGUGUUCUCGGUAGCGAUCAGCGGGAACUUGUCCACCUUCCUCAGCGAGCUGGGAAACCCCUCGUACCACUACAGACCACAGUUCCACAGAGUGACCAUAGCUGCAGUAGUGAUCUUCAUGUACGCCUGGCUGGUGCCGAUCGGCGUCUGGGGUUUCCUGACCUGGCGGCAAGGGGCCGAGAGGCAGAUCGGAGGCUAUUCCUUCCUGGAGACGGUGUGUGUCUACGGCUACUCCCUCUCCAUCUAUAUCCCCACCUCGGUUCUCUGGAUCAUUCCAUUUGAGUGGUUGCGCUGGACACUGAUCCUGGUUGCCAUGGUGAUCUCCGGCUCCGUCCUGGUCCUCACCUUUUGGCCUGUUGUCCGGGAGGACACCAAGGCGAUGGCGGUGGCGACAGUUGUGACCAUCUUGGUUCUGCACACGCUGCUGGCCGUCGGCUGCAAGAUGUACUUCUUCCAGAUGGCGGUCCAUGUACCGACAACGGCCCCUACAAGCCACCCGGUUCCCAUAACCAUGGCCACCAAAGCCUACUGACCAAUAGGAAGGAGGAGAGAGAGGAAAUGAAGGAUGUCUCUGUCGUGUUAGGAAUCACACGCAGAUAUUAAACCAUGUAUAGACAGGCGGGCGGGUUUAGGCAAUGUUGAUUAUUGCCAUUGUGUCAUCUGUUCAAUUCUCUGUGUGUGAUGAAAGCGCUGGGAUGGCUGCGUGUCAUCGUUUGUCCAAUGGAUCCUGAGGUGGUUCUACUCCGACCGAACUAGCACUUAGUCCACUGCAAUAAUUGUACAUUUCUACUGUGAUGUUUCAGGUAGUGGUGCAUCUCAUCAGUCUAGCAUGGCUUCCUUAACGCUGCGAUUCCCCCGUGAAGAUUCAAACGCGAGUUUAAAAGAGACGUACUCAUCCCUUCUAAACUGAAUACAAUCCCGAAACUAACCGCUACCGAUCGUUCCUUCUUAGGGGGUAUCAGAUGGACAACACUUGUAGAAAAGAGUUACACCAGGCUGUGGCAUCGAGUCAGCACUUGUUAAUUGGAUAAAUUCAUCAUUUGUUUGCAACAAAAGGUGCUUCUCCGAGAAAGUGAUGACAAAGCAGUUUGUGAAAUUGUGCCCCCCUCUCUAAAGUUGUUUAAACUUACAUUUGUGAGGGCGGUAAAACUAGGGGCUGCCGCCAUGAUUAUUUUUGCUUAAAUGAAGCUGAUGAUUAUUUUUUGUUAUCGUUUAGUUCAUAAAGGAACAGAAAAAAAACUGUCUUAACCCUUGUGUUGACUCUGGGUCAAAUUGACCCGUUUUCAACUUUUGUUUUAUAUCAGA
This is a messenger RNA of Perca fluviatilis (European perch), 2059 nucleotides long. RefSeq names its product Yip1 domain family, member 2 (gene yipf2). The transcript is spliced from 9 exons. Gene Ontology annotation, molecular function: small GTPase binding. Gene Ontology annotation, biological process: vesicle-mediated transport. The record is from RefSeq and is a predicted model, not a curated record. The coding region runs from base 369 to 1286 and encodes 305 amino acids. Gene Ontology annotation, cellular component: Golgi apparatus; membrane. Lineage: Eukaryota; Metazoa; Chordata; Actinopteri; Perciformes; Percidae.